Molecule: messenger RNA, 3310 nt
Organism: Vigna unguiculata (cowpea)
Lineage: Eukaryota; Viridiplantae; Streptophyta; Magnoliopsida; Fabales; Fabaceae
Product: pentatricopeptide repeat-containing protein At5g66500, mitochondrial-like
Biological process (GO): RNA modification
Molecular function (GO): protein binding; RNA binding
Source: RefSeq, a predicted model, not a curated record
UUUUUCAAAUACCCGACCCUGUUAAAGUUUGAUUAUUACAAGAACUCUCUUUUACGAUCUCAAGCCGCCAAUCCAUUCUCUGUCAUUCUUCUUGCCCGAUUCUUAACUUUUCUUUUUGUCUGCAACUUCUCUUUCUUCUUCGCUCAUUCCUUGUGCUCAUUGGCUUCAAACGUAGUUUCUCGCUGCGUUGCUUUCAAAGUCCACUGCGACGUCGUUCGCAAUGGCGCGUUGAUACUCGUCUAGGGGAGAGGGGAGAGAAAGAGGCGGGUGAAUCGUGGUUGCUCCGUGGCUUUGUCGAAGGCUGAUGGUGUGGCGCCGGAACUGUUCCGGCGGGAUAGUGGCUCCGGUCUGUGUGGUGAGGUAGGUGAUGGCGAAGCUCGCGUUUUGUGUUCAUGUUUUUGCGUUGUUGUCUGUGAAACUGGGUGUGUUGCUCGCGUGAAGACGGAUAAUCCAUAUCCAUCCGUAGAUACCCGAACCCGAAAUUACUCGCCGAACCGUUAAUCGGUCUUAUGCGUUAAAUUUGGAUUGGGCUGAAUUGGCAUGUUGGGCUUUGACCCGAAUCCAACCCAACCCCUGCUCAGCCAUACUAGAAACAGCGGACGAAGAUGAUCCUAAACUUCAUACGCAAAACGUGUUUCACACUCAAUCUCAACCACCUGUCAAACAUCAUCGCAAUCAUCAAGCAUUCUUUGCACCACCAUACUCUCACAACCAACUUUUCGUCAUCAUAUUUCACUCGAUACAUUUCCCAAGCCAACUCCCUAAUCCUCUGGCAUGUUCGUCGGGGCGAUCCUGUCUCCGCAUGGAUCCUCUUCCACUCUCUACGUCGCGCGCGUGCCGACGUUGACGCGUACACCUUCACUUCUGUCUUGCGUGCUUGUACUCUCUUGCAUAUCUCUCAGCUCGGGAUACAAGUCCAUAACCAAAUGGUAAAAACCGGUGCUGAUUCUGGAACUGUCGCGAAAACCUCGCUGGUGGAUAUGUACUCUAAGUGCGGGUCUUUGGACGAAGCAGUGAAGGUGUUUGACGAAAUGGAUCAGCGAGAUGUUGUCGCUUGGAACGCUUUGCUUUCGGGUUUUCUGCGGUGUGAUCUUCCUGUUAAGGCGGUUGGGGUUCUUAGGGCGAUGGGGAGGGAGAAUGUUGAACUUAGUGAGUUUACUUUGUGUUCUGCAUUGAAGUCUUGUGCUUCUUUGAAGGCGUUGGAGCUUGGAAGGCAGGUUCAUGGUUUGGUGGUGUGUAUGGGUCGUGAUAUGGUUGUUUUGAGCACUGCUCUUAUUGAUUUUUACUCCAAUGUUGGGUGUGUUGACGAUGCUUUGAAGGUGUUUUGCAGUUUGAAGGGUUGGAAGGAUGAUAUGAUGUAUAACUCGUUGGUUUCUGGAUGUGUUAGGAAUAGGAGGUAUGGCGAGGCAUUUAGAGUUAUGGGCUUGGUGAGGCCCAAUGUUGUUGCGCUUACCAGUGCUCUGGUGGGGUGCUCUGAGAAUUUGGAUUUGUGGGCAGGGAAGCAGAUGCACUCUGUUGCGGUUCGGCAGGGUUUUACUCGUGAGACUCAGCUGUGUAAUGCCCUGUUGGAUAUGUAUGCGAAAUGUGGAAAGGUUUCGCUUGCCCAGUCGUUGUUUGAUGGAAUUUGUGAGAAGGAUGUGAUUUCCUGGACUUGUAUGAUUGAUGCGUAUGGAAGAAAUGGGCGGGGGCGUGAAGCUGUUUUGAUGUUUCAAGAGAUGAGGAAAGAAGGGGGGAAGGUGUUGCCAAAUUCCGUGACUUUUUUGUCUGUUUUAUCGGCUUGUGGUCACUCUGGACUGGUGGAGGAAGGCAAAAAAUGUUUCAAAUUGUUGAGGGAGAAGUAUGGUCUUGAACCAGAUCCAGAGCACUAUGCUUGCUACAUAGAUAUCUUAGGCCGGGCGGGUAACAUAGAAGGGGUAUGGUCUGCGUAUCACAAUAUGGUUGAACAGGGUACUAGGCCUACUGCAGGCAUAUGGGUAGCAUUGUUGAAUGCAUGCAGUCUUAAUCAGGAUGUUGAAAGAGGUGAAUUGGCUGCGAAGCAUCUCUUGCAGUUGGAACCCAAUAAAUCUAGCUAUAUUGUUCUUGUAUCAAACUUCUAUGCAGCCAUUGGCAGGUGGGAUCGCGUUGAUGAACUGAGACGUAUCAUGAGGACAAAAGGGUUAGUCAAGGAAGCUGGAAAUAGUUGGAUCAAUGUUCUGGGAUUGAACCAACAUGCUAGGUCACUAUCUAUUUGAUUGUUCAGCAAGACGAUGAAGCUUUACUGUUAUUGGGACAUAAUUGGGGGUAGCAAUUGUGGGGACUUGAAAUUUCGCCACCCUUCGCCAUUGUCGCCGUCGGUUAAUUUGCCUUCUUCUGGAAUCGAGAGGCAGCCUCCUUCAGUCUCCAAGCAGCAUGGAAAUGGAAUCAGUUAGCUAAGUCAGGGGGCUUAGUUUGCCUCCUGUUCCGCCUCAGAGUUUAAAGCCAGCAGUGGAAGUGAGGAGAGGGAAGAAAGGGUCUGGUCAUCAGGAAGGUGUGCAUUCCCUUAGAUUGUUAUAUAAUCGUUAUUUGCAAUGGAGAUUUGCCAAUGCGAAAGGGCACACCACGAUGAAGGCUCAGCAAGUAGAAAGCCAGAGGGAUAGAACAAGAAGAGGAUACUUGGGAAGGUUGUUUUGAUUGAGUUAGAAGGUGGACCACUGUUUUAGUUUCACCGCAAAAACUGGACUUGGGAAAGCACUAUAUUCCCAAGCAAUGAAAAUAUGAAAAAUGCGUGAAUCUGUAAACAAGAAACGCAUAGAACUGGAUUUUUUGCGGAGAUCAAAGACUUUGACAAGUAUUCUUGAAGCUCAAGUAAGGCUACCAAUACUUCUGAAAGCUACUUUUAUAAAUUUGCAUUCAAGUCCCGAGAGCAAUGUUUCCAGUCUGUGAAGAAAAGACAUGAUCAUAAGUAAAAUUUGUUUUUCCAUUAGUUGAGAAAAGGGGGAAGAAAGGAACAUGAUCAUAAGUAAAAUUUGUUUUGGGGUGUUGUCUCAACUCUCAAGAAGUUCCACAACCAUUGUUUUCUUAUCAAUGUAAGUCUCAGGCUUUCAGCCUAAUCACCAUCUCUUCCCCCAUUUCACACUCAUGGGAUGCCAAUAAUAGUAAUAGGACACUUUGUCCUUGAAUGAAUAAAUGAAAUGUUUGCAGAGGGGUGUUAUUUCCUUUUUGCAGCUAAAACCACAUUCAUUCAUACACAUGAUGUUGGAAACCUUGUACUAUAGUUAAGAGAGAAAAGAAUGAGUUAAAUAGUAUGAUGAUUACAAAACUUACAUUAUUUACAAGUUUGAUUUAUAGUUAA